UCACUAAGUAAAGCUCUCUCUCUCUCUCACCUUGAUUUGUAUAUAUAUAUAAAUACGAAACAUUCUUCUAUUAAGUCUUAGACAACAAUACAACAACAAAACACGACAAACCAGCUCCUUUCCAUAGCUAUAUACGUCCAUCCAUUUCCUUUUUAUUAAAACCACUCUCUCUCUCUCUCUCUCUCUGACUUAUAAUAACCUAACUAGCUCUAUAUCUCUAUCGAGAUCGUUUGGUCAGUAAUUACUUCGAGAAGCUGAUCAUCAUCGGAUCUGAAGCCUGAAUUCUUAGGACUAUAAUCUUUAAAGCAAUGGAAAUGGAAUCUUGUGUCCCACCAGGUUUUAGGUUUCAUCCCACAGAAGAAGAACUUGUGGGUUACUAUCUCAAAAGAAAGAUUAACGCACUCAAAAUUGAUCUUGAUGUCAUUAUUGACGUUGAUCUCUAUAAAAUUGAGCCAUGGGAUAUCCAAGCUCGAUGCAACCUAGGGUACGAUGAACAGAAUGAAUGGUACUUCUUUAGUCACAAAGACAAGAAGUACCCGACAGGAACUCGAACUAACAGAGCGACGGCAGCUGGGUUCUGGAAGGCAACAGGAAGAGACAAAGCUGUGCUUUCCAAGAACAGAAUCAUUGGGAUGAGGAAGACCCUUGUCUUCUACAAGGGACGAGCUCCCAAUGGCCGCAAAUCUGAUUGGAUCAUGCAUGAGUAUCGCCUCCAAACAUCCGAGCAUGCACCACCCCAGGAAGAAGGUUGGGUUGUAUGUCGAGCAUUCAGAAAGCCAAGCCCUAGUCAUCAUCAAAGACAAGGUUAUGAAAUGUGGAAUCAUGGUAAUUACUACGAAAGAGAAAACAGUAGUAGUAGUAGCCACAUGAUGAGGCCUCUUUACUCUUCUUCUUCUCCUUCCGUGGAAGAAAAACAUAACAUGGCUGAUAUUAUUAAUCAUAAUCCAAAUAAUGUCGCCGCAACUAGUACUGCUUUCCACAACUGCUUCAUUCCUUCUUCAUCAGUACAUGUACAUGAUCAAGAUCAACUCGUAUAUCCUCUGCCUUCGGUAGACCAUAUCCAUCUCACUACUCAUCAUCAUCAUGAGGUCCUCCCUCAGCUCGACAGCCCCUCCAUCUCGGCGAACUUGGCCGCCAAUAAUAAUGAUCAUCAAAGUUUUCAGCGUAAUAACACCAGUUGUACUGCUACUAAUACUAUUCUCAACAACGAUCAUCAUCAUCAUCAUCAUGACAACUAUGAAAAUAGUAGUAACGAAAUAAGGAGUAGCAGUACCAGUACUACUAGUCAAUGUAUUGACUGGAAAAACAUGGACAGUUUUCUUUCAUCCCAUCUCAGUACUGAUCAUCCAAUAAUAUCCUUUGUGGGCUCUGAUGAUUUGCCUCCUUUGGUCCCUCAAAAUUAUAGGCAAGAAACUCAGAACCGCCAUUUUCUUGGGUGUUUUCCUGAUCAAUUGUGACAAAUUCAAUAUACAUUGAUCGAUUAAAUAUAUAUAUAUGCAUAUUUGAUGAUGAUCAAGUAUAUAUAUACGUAUGUGUACGUACGUAUUAUGUCGACCAUAUAUAUAUGGUUACAUUUUGUUUGCUAGCUUCAUCAUUGGAUUAGAAGAAGAUGGACGAGAUCGAAGCAAGAACGAUAUAGCUCAUGCUGACAAUUAUAUAUCGAAAUUAUUUACAUUAAUAAAUAACACAAUCCAUGCCCAAUCACUAGUAGGAACAGUAUAUAAAGCUAUAUAUAUGCUUUUUAAAUUUGUUUUUUCCUUUAAUUGAACAUUUAUAAUAUAUAUAUUGAUAUAUUAGUAUAUGACUGCUUUGCAUGCGCAUUAAUAUUGUUAGACAAAAAGAAUGAUUGUAUUUGGAAAAAGAAAUGGCUCCUUAACAAGUAUAUGCGACUCACCCUUUUGCUGUGUCA
Cannabis sativa is the source of this 1909-nucleotide messenger RNA. Its product is annotated as NAC domain-containing protein 30. Gene Ontology annotation, biological process: regulation of DNA-templated transcription. The record is from RefSeq and is a predicted model, not a curated record. Gene Ontology annotation, molecular function: DNA binding. The transcript is spliced from 4 exons. NCBI's taxonomy places the organism in Eukaryota, Viridiplantae, Streptophyta, Magnoliopsida, Rosales, Cannabaceae. The coding region runs from base 309 to 1457 and encodes 382 amino acids.